AUGACCAUUCUGUUCUCGAAAAUGACCGGAAACUCUCCUCAAACGAACGGAACCGCUCUGGGUGUCCGUAUCAUCGGCGGAUCGUUCCUUUGCCUUUCAAUCAUCUCCAGUGUGAUCGCGUGCGCUCUCUGGAACACUGAGAAUCAUACUCUCGGCAAUAACAUCUUCUACUAUGGUAAGUCCAAGUGGUUAACAUUUCAAGCACAAAUCACUGCGUCACUUUCAAAACGGUUUUCAUUGAUUUUAUAACGUAUCUUUUUAUUUCAGUCGGUUUGUUCGCCACUCAGAUGCUCAACAUUCUCAUUGUGUACCUUAUGAAUAGAGGAAUUACCCUCCAAAAGGCGCACUAUCUCCAACCAUUCAUCAUCUGUGCCCUUCUUCAUCUCAUCAUUUGGUUCGUUUCCUUUCAAUCUUUCUUGGGAAUCUGUCUGAAAUUUUUGAUGCGGGGGUCUUUUUCUGAUUUCUGAUGAAAACAGUGUACUAUGAUAACCACCGGAUUAGGUGUCAUAAUACAUAUUUCCGGUCAUCUUGUUUGCCCCCCCGAUAUUCUUCUUUCCCGAAAAAAUAUUAUCCAUCCUGAUGGUGACGUCUUUGCAGCAUCCUCCUCUCCGCCAUCUUCUUCCUCUACGUCGUCACCCGCGCCACGUUCUACUCCGUCUGGUCAGAUCUCGGCUUUUUCUUCGUCUUUGUCAUCCUGACUGGCUUCUGGAUCAUCGCCAUUUCCUUGGCGCGCGAGUACCGAGACUAUGUACGUGUCAUUUCGUUCACACAUUCACCAUUGUACAAUGAGGAAUAGCUUGUUGCAUUUCGGAAAGUUUCUGAGCCAGUGACCCGGAUUUAUAAAGUUUCAAGGCUUCGACCUGACUAACACGUGAUUUCUAGAAUUAAUAUUUCUUUGUUUUAUAGAUCAUCUACGAUGAUUUCCUUCACGAGACUCUUCCGAGCUUCGUGUAA
Caenorhabditis sp. 36 PRJEB53466 is the source of this 954-nucleotide messenger RNA. The record is from the annotation of a GenBank genome assembly. Lineage: Eukaryota; Metazoa; Nematoda; Chromadorea; Rhabditida; Rhabditidae.